This is a messenger RNA of Cariama cristata (Red-legged seriema), 542 nucleotides long. Its product is annotated as aldose reductase-like. Gene Ontology annotation, molecular function: aldose reductase (NADPH) activity. The record is from RefSeq and is a predicted model, not a curated record. The annotation marks the transcript as partial. Gene Ontology annotation, cellular component: cytosol. Lineage: Eukaryota; Metazoa; Chordata; Aves; Cariamiformes; Cariamidae. The transcript has 6 exons.
AUGGGCACCUACUUGGAGCUGCCCACCUGUGCGAGGAUGCCCAUCCUGCGACUGGCGACCUGGCAGUCUCUCCAAGGAACCGCAAGAGAUGCAGUGAAGUUUGCCAUCAGUGUUGGGUACCGCCACUUUGAUUGUGCCUCCCUGUACCAGAACGAGAGUGAGAUCGGGGAUGCACUACGAGAAAAAAUUGAGGAGAGGAUUGUGAGGCGAGAAGAGCUCUUUAUUGUCAGUAAGCUGUGGUCCACCUUCCAUGAGAGAUCCCUGGUCAAGGAGGCAUGCCAGAAAACCCUUGCUGCCCUCCAACUGGAUUAUUUGGAUCUCUACCUGAUGCACUGGCCCAUGGGAUUCAAGGACAUAAUGUCAAACCUCUGCAUGGAGUGCCGAGAAGGAAAGAUUCAAAGAACUGUGAGUGUAAUUCCCAAAUCUGUCACCCCACACCGUAUUGAGGAAAAUUUUAAGGUGUUUGAUUUUGAAUUGGCUAAAGAGGAGAUGGAAACCUUCCUUGCUUUCAAGAAGCAGUAUCGCAUCUGUGCAUUAAGCAA